Molecule: messenger RNA, 1982 nt
Organism: Humulus lupulus (European hop)
Lineage: Eukaryota; Viridiplantae; Streptophyta; Magnoliopsida; Rosales; Cannabaceae
Product: cold-responsive protein kinase 1
Exons: 8
Coding region: 362-1582 (406 amino acids)
Biological process (GO): protein phosphorylation
Molecular function (GO): ATP binding; protein kinase activity
Source: RefSeq, a predicted model, not a curated record
AAAAAUGUAGAGAUAGAGAGAUAGAGGCAAGGUUGACCAGUGGAAGCGAAGAAGAAAGCGAGGGAGAAGCAGUGGAGGAAUUUUCAUGAACUACGACACCAAAGUUUAAAUCCUCACCAGGGCUCAGACUCGAACUUCGUCAAUUACACGUUCUCUCUCUAUCUCUUUGUGUCAGUCAAGUUCAGUUCCCAUAUCAAGCCGCCGUUCAAUAACUGCUCAAUCUCUUUGGUUUCUCUCUUCAACCUCAAAGGGACUCUUCCUUUCUGGAUUUUCUCAGCUUCUGAGCAGGUCUUUAAAGUGGUUCUUCUGAAGACUUCGCUGAUUCUUGAGUCAAGAAGAGCGGGGACUUCAUUGGGCAGUUAUGACUUGUAUAUCUUUCUUAUUCAGUAGGAAGGGGCACAAUACAAGAAAAUAUGGUUUUAAUGUUGAAGAUGAAAUUUCUGGAAUUCAUGAUGUGAAACUUUACUGCUAUAGAGAAUUAAAAAUUGCAACCGAGGAUUUUAGUCAACUCAAUAAAAUUGGAGAAGGUGGUUUUGGUUCUGUGUAUAAGGGACGGCUUAAAGAUGGGAAGCUUGCUGCUAUAAAAGUUCUUUCAGCUGAAUCAAGGCAAGGAGUAAAAGAAUUUUUGACAGAGAUUGAAGUUAUCUCAAAGAUAGAGCAUGAAAAUUUAGUUAAGCUCUAUGGCUGCUGUGUUGAAGGAAAUCACAGAAUUUUGGUCUACAACUACCUCGAGAAUAAUAGUCUGGCCCAAACUCUCCUUGGUGGAGGGCACGCUAAUAGUUGUAUGCAGUUUAGUUGGCAAACAAGGUAUAAAAUUUGUGUAGGGGUUGCAUGUGGCCUUGCAUUCCUUCACGAGGAAGUACAGCCUUAUAUUGUUCACAGAGACAUCAAAGCCAGCAAUAUUCUGCUGGACCGAGACCUGACACCAAAAAUUUCUGAUUUUGGUCUAGCAAAACUUAUCCCGUCAAAUAUGACUCAUGUUAGCACACGUGUUGCAGGAACAAUAGGCUAUUUGGCACCAGAAUAUGCGAUAAGAGGGCAACUAACAAGGAAAGCAGAUAUUUAUAGUUUUGGGGUGCUCCUGGUCGAAAUAGUAAGUGGAAGAUGCAACACAAAUACUCGACUCCCAGCUGAAGAACAAUAUCUUCUUGAAAGGACAUGGCACUUCUACGAACGCAAAGAGUUGAUUGGACUGGUAGAUACAGCAAUGAACGGGGAUUUUGAUGCCGAGGAGGCUUGUAGAUUUCUUAAAAUAGGUCUUCUUUGUACGCAAGAUGCUCCUAAGCUGAGGCCAUCUAUGUCAACCGUGGUUAAGAUGCUGACCGGUGAGAUAGAAGUUUAUGACAGUAGGAUUACAAAGCCUGGUUUGAUUACAGAUUUCAUGGACCUCAAAGUGAAAGGCCCUCAGAAAACUUCCAAGCCCCACUCCAGUGGCAGUGAUACGACGUCUUCUUACAAUCUACCCUCUACCUUAGAGAAACUAGACGGUUCAACUAUGUUUUCAGACUCAGCUGCUGCUACUAUGUCAACCUUCACCUCACCAUAUGACCAGAGCAUUGUCACAAGAGAGUUUUCUGUUUGAUUCAUUGCAUUGCAUUUUUGUUCGUGGGCAUUCGUCCUCGUGUGUAUAUUGAACGACUGUACUUUUUUUUUCAUUGGUUAGAAUUAUGCCAAAAGGUAUUCUUGUAAAUGGACCAGCCUUGAUAAGUCUUAGAAAGGUGUGUGGUGGUCAACACGUCGCCCAGUAUGCGCUUAGAAUUGAAAAUAAGGUAUGCUUGUAGAUGUAAAUGGCCCUGUCUUGGGUAAGUUGGAGAAACUAGUAAGGUUUUUUUUUGUUUUGUUACGCGUGCUUGGAGCUACGUAUUGUUCUCUAAGAUCCAAGAGUUGUAAUUUUUUUAUUUUCUUUUAUUGAGGGGACAAGAGUUGUAAUAUUGGUAGUGUUAAUAAAGAAAGGUUAAAAAAAAGCAGACGUUUAAUGGCCA